AUGGCGGCGAAUUGUGACAGGAUUGCCAAUACUCGCAAGAAGAAACUCCCUUCUAUGGAUAGACUUAUUGAGCAAGGUAAAAAUAUUUUGGGAAAGGGAAAAAAGAGAAGAAGACUGCUUCAUUAUGAGUAUAGCACUGAUCCAUCUACUGGUCGAAGGAAUUGCAAAAAUACCUACAAUUCGAAGUACUAUAAUCACGAGGAUACCGGCAUUUCAAGUAACUUGGAGGAAUACAGCGGUAAUAUGUUUCAAGGUAACUCUUUAUGUAGAAUUUUACAGAAAAUACACACCUACAGUAUGUAUGAAUCCUAUUGUUUGUGCCUUGUAUUUAUACGUUUUCACUAUUUUUUCCUGCAAUUUUAGUGCCAGAAGUAAGUCCAUUAAUUCAGCUUGAUUGUGAAUCAGAUGUGGAUGUAUCAAGGAACUUUCCAGAGA
This is a messenger RNA of Paramuricea clavata, 435 nucleotides long. Lineage: Eukaryota; Metazoa; Cnidaria; Anthozoa; Malacalcyonacea; Plexauridae. The record is from the annotation of a GenBank genome assembly.